GAAAGCCACUAACUUAAUUGCAAGUUUCGCAGCUCCCCUGGAGGAAAAGGUGAGCACGACCACAGCUUUAGUUGCUGCAUCUUUAGGGUACAACUUUGCGCAAUUUAGUGGCAGUGGUUGUGGCAUGUGGCAGCUCAGCUGAAAUUAUAUUUAAUCGGCGAACAGACCCGCAAGAAAGUGUGCGGAAAUAACAGUGAGAUCAAAUUUGAGUCAAAUUGGAGCGAUUGCAACAUCAAGAGAAUUUUAUAGAUCUAGGUUAGCUUGGCUUAUAUUGAUUUUAAGUCUAACCCACACUUUAUAAUGUAUUAAAUACCUAAGCAACCUGUUGAUAUACUUAUACGACUUUAGUAGAUGUAUCUUUCGUACUUAAGAAGUGCUAAUUGAUUAGUUGAACUCGAUUUCACCACAGGGUCUGAAUUGGUGCGCCAAACUUUCCUCCCGGGGGAAACUUUACUACCAGACCAGAAAACACACUGCAAUGGCAAACAAUGCAUCAUUUGCGCCUUGCACAAUGCAUAAAUUAAGCAGCUAAGUAAGCGUAACGAGACAGCUCCGCGCCCCCUUCUCAGGAUCCUUCGGCGUCCUUGUUCCUGCGGAUGACAGGCACAGCCACAUCCUCGUUCUCUGGCGAGACAAUGUGAACGCGAAACGCGCUCUGAUGAAUGCCUCAUAGCUGCAAAUGCAUCUGGAAUGCUGAGAACCUGUGACUGCACAGAGAAAAUGUUACAUCUUCGUAUUGGGAAAUACUUAAAAUAAAAGCAAGGAAAAACUGAUUAUAAAAGUCAUAAGAUUUCGAUUCAAAGCUAUUUAAUGCACGAUCAAGUCGUCUGGAACCCCAGUCCAGUUUUUACUUCCAAGUGAAUUAUGUUUUUGUGGUUAAAAUAUUUCUGUACACUUAUUAUAGUAACCAUCGCGAAAAACUCGAGUGCGGAAAUUCCGAACUGCAAAUACGAUGAAACCAUCAAUAUAUCACAUUUUAAACGGUUCAACGAUGUCUAUAUCUAUGAACAUUUUGAAAUUCCUGCCAAUCUGACCGGCGAGUUCGACUAUAAAGAGCUAAUGGAUGGUUCCAAAGUUCCGGAUGAAAGCAAUUUAAGAGCCUGUAUCUGCAAAGUUACGCCCUGCAUUCGAAUCUGCUGCGCACGCAAAAAUAUUUUAAGCAAUGGAGAGUGUGGUGAUGGCGUUAAGAAGGAAAUUAAACUAACCAUGUUGAACCUAACGAUGCAGGAUAUAUUGCUGACUGAUCCACCUUUGGCCGAACUAAAUAUGAUACCGCAUCAUAAUUCCACAGAACUGCUGGUUGUAAGGGAACAGUUUCAGCCAUGCGACGAGAUUGUCAGCCUAAAAAGUGAUGAGUACACGAUGCUAAAGGACGGAUCCAUACUCCUCCACACCUCCGCUGAGAUCUUGUCCAAUGAUCAAUACUGCCUUUAUCCCGAAAUCUACUCCGACUUUCCGAAAACCAUUAGGAUUAUCAAUCGAAGGUGCUACAGAAAUGUGAUGCCAGGAACACCCCAGCUUUCUGUGAUAUCAGUAGUAGGCUUCAUCCUUACUCUGGCAGUGUAUCUUUCUGUUAAGAAGCUUCGUAAUUUACCUGGAAAGUGCCUUAUGUGCUCAAUUUUUAGCAUGUUCAUGGAGUAUUUUAUCUGGACAAUUGAUCACUUCAGUUUAUUACAGAACAUUUGUUCCGCUGCAGGAUACAUGAAGUACUUCUUUUCGAUGUCAUCCUAUCUAUGGUUUUCUGUGGUAAGCUUCCAUUUGUGGGAACUUUUCACUUCUCUGAACCGCCACGAACCAAAGUAUCGAUUCCUGAUAUACAACACCUUCGUCUGGUGCACGGCUGCUAUUCCCACAGGAGUGAUUUUUUCAAUGAACCAAAUGUGGGAAAAUGAUCCAGAGAAAUUGGGAUGGUUGCCUUUGGUCGGUUACUUUGGGUGCUCGGUUAAAGACUGGAAAUCGUCUUCAUGGUUCUACAGUCAUAUACCGAUAGUAAUCCUAAACAGCUUUAAUGUGAUCAUGUUCGUCCUAACAGCCAUUUACAUUUGGAAAGUAAAGAAGGAAGUCAAGAGUUUUGCCCAACAUGACGAAAGAACUACGACCUGUCUAGAAUUUGAUAUUCAGACUUACAUACAGUUUGUGCGACUUUUUCUGAUUAUGGGCGCAAGUUGGCUACUUGACCAACUUACGCGAUUGGCUGAGGAUUCUCACCUUUUGCUGGACACUAUAGUUCUGAAUUUAACAGUCUACUUAAAUGCCACCUUUGGAAUAAUCAUAUUUGUUUUGCUUAUACUGAAGGGCAGCACACUUAAAAUGAUAAUGGAAAGCAUUCGAGGAACACGAUUUAUGUCAUGUCUGCAAAGUAACCAAUAAAUAAAUCAACCAAGCAAUGCAUAAUUUUUCAAUUAGUCCAUCAUGUGUGUUUGUAAACGUUUAUAUUUGUCAAAACAUUCAAAUUUUUAACUAUAUAUAUUAUAUACUAUAAAAAUCCGCGCAUAUGAAAAUAUUGGUCCAUUGUAGAAUGUAGUGAUUCUAUAAAUCCUUCGUGCCGUCGGGAAAAAAAAUGCGACAUCCGAAAUCUGUGGCAGAGCCAUUUGUCUUAUCGCUAUCUAAGCAACUCCUAUGACUGCGACUUUGCCAGCCACUCAAUUUGCAUAAUUUUGUGUUAAUUGAAAAAGUUUUGUUGGUGGCCAACGAAUUUAUUGCCCGGCAGCUGGGGCG
Molecule: messenger RNA, 2718 nt
Organism: Drosophila simulans
Lineage: Eukaryota; Metazoa; Arthropoda; Insecta; Diptera; Drosophilidae
Product: probable G-protein coupled receptor Mth-like 12
Exons: 9
Coding region: 865-2370 (501 amino acids)
Biological process (GO): cell surface receptor signaling pathway
Cellular component (GO): membrane
Molecular function (GO): G protein-coupled receptor activity
Source: RefSeq, a predicted model, not a curated record